AUGGUGGUUAAAGCCACUGAAAUCCGCAAUACAAGGCCUCCAAUGUGCAAAAGUAGAGUUAAUCUAAGCUAUUCAAAGCUAUUUAGGUCUAUAGAAAUGAAGGAGAACAAGACUAAGCUAGCUAGGGUUCGGACUUACUACUUAGACAAAAAUGCAGCAAAAACGCUUAAAUACAGAAGACAUCAGAGUGAAUUGAGCUGCGUACUGCAGAUCGAGUUUUCCGGCCCUGUCUUAACCAUUGCAAUGGAACAACCUUCUUUUGUGUCUUCUUCAUGUGGUUCCUCCUAUGAUGUUUUCUUGAGUUUCAGAGGAGAAGACGUUCGCAAGAAUUUUGUUGAUCAUCUCUAUGGUGCCAUACAGCAAAGAGGGAUUUACAUUUUCAAAGACGACGAGAAGCUGGAAAGGGGAAAGUCCAUCUCGCCCGCACUUGAGAAGGCAAUUGAAGAAUCGUCCAUGGCGGUCGUCGUCUUCUCCGAGCACUAUGCUGAUUCGACAUGGUGUUUGGAGGAGCUGGUGAAAAUCAUGGAGUGUAUGGAGGUGAAAGGUCAGAUGGUUGUUCCCAUUUUCUAUGGCGUGGAUCCAUCGACGGUGAGGAAACAGAAGGGAAAGUUUGGAGAAGCCUUUGAAGGACACGAGAAGACGUUUGAGAAGGAAGGAGAAAAGGUGAAAAAAUGGAGGAGAGUGCAUGAAGCAAAGUUUAUCCAGAAAAUUGUUGAAGAUAUCAUGACUAAAUUGGGUUCAACAAGGUCAAUUGAUGAUCCAAAACUGGUUGGGAUAGAGGCUCGUAUGCAGAAACUGUAUCGAUUGAUAGGCUUGGAGUCUAAUGACGUUCGCUUUGUUGGAAUACAUGGGAUGAGCGGGAUUGGAAAGACAACUAUUGCUAGAGCCCUUUAUGACAAGAUCUCGAUGAAAUUCGAAGGUUCUAGUUUUAUCCAUGAAGUUAGAAGCGAGUCGAGCAAACAUGGUGUGGUGCACUUGCAACAGAAACUUCUAUCUCAGAUUCUUUCAGUAAAAGAUUUGAAAAUAGACAAUGUCUUUGAAGGAAAAAUGAUGAUACAACAAAGGCUUCGUUGCAAAAGAGUACUUAUUGUUCUUGAUGAUGUCGAUCACAGGGAUCAAUUGGAGACAUUUGUCGGAAACAGUGAUUGGUUUGGUGUUGGAAGUAGAAUCAUCAUAACAACAAAGGAUAAGCACUUGCUUAUUAGCCACAAAGUCAGCAUUAUGAAAUACUAUAAAGUGGGUGUGCUAGAGGAAGCUGAAAGCUUUCAGCUCUUUAGGCAGCAUGCAUUUAAUAAACAGCUGAUGUUGCCCCCUACCAAGGAAUUUGAGGAGGUCGAAGCUCAAGUGGUACACUAUGCUGGAGGCCUUCCUUUGGCUCUUGAAGUUUUUGGCUCCCUCCUAUAUGGCAGAGAUAUUGAUGAAUGGAGAAGUGAAGUUGGCCGACUUAAGGAAAUCCCAGAAGAUGAGAUUUUAGAGAAACUUAAAGUAAGUUUCAUUGGUCUCAACAAAAACACACAAAGGGUUUUCCUAGACAUUGCAUGCUUCUUUAAUGGGAAGAAGAGAACAACCAUAACAAGAAUACUUAAUAGUUUCAACUUCCACUCCGACAUUGGCAUUAAGGUUCUCAGAGAGAAAUCUCUAAUAACUAUUUCAGAAGGUCGUGUUUUGAUGCAUCAAUUAAUACAGGAAAUGGGGUGGUCUAUUGUUCGCCAAGAAGCUUUAGAUGAUCCCAAAAGAUAUAGCAGGUUGUGGCUAUCCCAAGAUAUUUCUCAACUACUUAUAGGAAGUGAGGGUACAGUAAACAUCCAAGGUAUAGCAUUCAACUUGCCAGUUGCAACAGAUGUGAAAGUUAGUAGUGAGGCCUUCACACACAUGGCCAAGCUAAGACUUGUCAAAUUUCACAAUGUAAAUGCUUCUCAGGCCCCUAAUUUUCUCCCUGGCGAGUUAAGGUGGUUAGAUUGGCACGGAUAUCCUUCAAAAAGUUUGCCUGCUACUUUCGAGGGACAAAAACUUGUUUCGCUUAAAAUGCAAUAUAGCCGUGUCAUACAACUUUGGAAAGGAUUCAAGGUCCUAGACAAUUUGAAGUUCAUGAAUCUGAGCCACUCUCAGAAACUAAUUAGGACUCCAGAUUUCACAGGAAUCCCAAUUCUUGAAACAUUGAUUCUAGAAGAGUGUACAAGUUUGGUAGAGAUCCAUGCUUCUGUUGGAUUUCUGAAGAACCUUGUUUCACUUAACCUUAAGGACUGUGUAAAUCUGAAGAGGCUUCCCGAUAGCAUUCAUUUAGAAAAGCUUGAGAUAAUGAUCCUUUCAGGCUGCUUCAAACUUGAAAAUUUUCCAAAAAUUACAGGUCCCAUGGAUUGCUUGUUAGAAGUACAUGCUGAGGCUACUGCUAUAAGAGAAGUGCCAUCAUCAAUCGAGUGCCUCACAAACCUGAGGUUAAUAGAUGUAAGCAAUUGCAAGCAUCUUGCAAGCCUUCCAAUUAGCAUUUGUAGAUUGAAAGGUGUGAAAGCUGUGAUUCUGUCUGGUUGUUCCAAGUUUGAGAAAUUACCAGAUGAAUUGGGAGAAAUGGAAUGCUUAGAAGAGUUGUACUGUGACAAGACAGCAAUCCAAGAGCUACCAUCCUCCAUUUCACUUCUCAAGAAACUCAAGAUUUUAUCAUUUGGUGGAUGCAAACCGACACAAAAGAGCUUCCUCUCUAGGCUGCUGACAGCAGGAGGUUUUGAAGCUAUCAAGGCUUCUUCACCAUUUCCUUCUCUAUCUGGUUUAUCUUCACUUGAAAAGCUGGAUCUUAGUGAUUGUAGUAUGCUAGAUGGAGGCAUUAUUCUUGGUGAUCUUAGAGAGCUGCAUUGUUUGAAAGUAUUGAAUCUUAGCAACAACAAGUUUGGUUGUAUCCCAGCUGAAUCCUUUGUUGGCCUCACUCGACUUUUGCAACUUCAUCUAGUGGGAUGUGGGAGGCUUCAAAGUUUGCCAGAGCUUCCAUCUAGUAUAAUAGAGGUUUAUGCAGAUGAAUGCCCCAGCUUAGAAGGCCGCAGCAUAGAUUCAUUGACUAAAUUAAAUACCCAAAUUUACGUUGUGUUUCAUUCACUAAAUGUGCUCAACUACUUGAGGAUCCAUGUUACGGGACUAUCAAAUGACCCAAAUCGCAGGAUUAGUGUCUGCUUUCCAGGCACGGUGUUUCCUGAGUGGUUUACCUAUAAGAAUUGGGGAAAUUCACUAUCGGUUAGCCUGCCUCAAAAUUGGUACAAUAACAAAUUCAUGGGAUUUGCAUUCUGUUUGGUUUCUAACUUCAUAGGUUAUCGAACAAGCAGGAAAUAUUGCAGUAUAACUAAAAACUAUGGACUUGAUGUCAAAAUCAUUUCCACAGCUCGUGAUGGUCGUCACUCACUUAUUACAGCAACUAUGGGCUAUAAUGGGGUUAAACAGAAUCUGAAAUCUGGGCUCACUUGUCUGUGCUAUAAGUUACUUCAUAGUAGUCAUUAUAAUCGUAAUGAAUGGUGCCAAAUUGAAGUUUCUGGUUAUUUGGAUUCGGUAUAUACUUGUAUUGGAAUGCGUCUUGUGUACGAGGAUGAUGUUAAUUAA
Molecule: messenger RNA, 3579 nt
Organism: Ipomoea triloba (trilobed morning glory)
Lineage: Eukaryota; Viridiplantae; Streptophyta; Magnoliopsida; Solanales; Convolvulaceae
Product: TMV resistance protein N-like
Exons: 6
Coding region: 1-3579 (1192 amino acids)
Biological process (GO): signal transduction; defense response
Molecular function (GO): ADP binding; protein binding
Source: RefSeq, a predicted model, not a curated record